Auanema sp. JU1783 is the source of this 1146-nucleotide messenger RNA. NCBI's taxonomy places the organism in Eukaryota, Metazoa, Nematoda, Chromadorea, Rhabditida, Rhabditidae. The record is from the annotation of a GenBank genome assembly.
AUGAUGUACUAUGAAGAUGAUAACGUAGAUACACCAGAAGCUGUUAUCACCAUUCCUUUAUAUGUCGUCUACGUCAUGGCAGCUGCUCUUUCAACUUCAUUCUUCGUUUUCGCUGUGAUGAUCUACAGAAUGAGAAAACCGAUUGAUUUGGACCGUCUUGACUGUGAGCAGCAAGCAGCUCUUUUCCAUCCGGAUCGGUUGGCUCCUCAGAUCAUCACUCAACAAGUUCAACCAACAACUUCUCUUCGAAGCAAACUGGCUCAUACCAUACCAUGGAAGAGCCAGAACGUCAUUGACACUUUGAAACCAGAAGUUGUUGGGGAGUAUCGAGGAAAAUUGAACUUCUCCAUUACAUAUGAGAGAGAGUGUAGUACUUUGCAUGUACAUCUCUUGGAAGCCAUGGAUCUCCCUGUCAAGGAUUUCACAGGAAGUUCCGAUCCGUACGUUCGUGUGUUCAUUCUCCAACAGCCCAACAGAUCUGAGAGAACGAAGGUCCAUCGUCGCAAUCUCAAUCCUAAAUUCCAUCAAACAUUAUCAUUUCCUGGGCAUUCAAUGAAGAAGCUUCAUGACAUGACGCUUGUUAUGCAAGUAAUGGAUUACGACCGAUUUUCGGCAGAUGAUCCGAUCGGAGAAAUUCUGUUGCCUUUAAAGAAUGUCAAAUUCGAUAACAGCCCCGUCUAUUGGAAGCAUCUUCAACGACCAACUGUAUCUCAAGAACAAUGCGGCGAACUGAUGGUCUCUCUUUGUUACUUGCCAGAACUGAAUAAGAUAACCGUGAGUGUUAUUAAAGCUCGUGAAUUGAAAGCUAAGGACAAGCUUGGAAGUUCAGAUCCCUACGUCAAACUAUGGCUUGUUCAACAAGGUAAUAAGUUGGAAAAACGAAAAACAGCCGUCAAGCCGCAGACAUUGACGCCAAUAUUCAAUGAAAGUUUUGCCUUCAAUGUGCCACCUCGCGAGAUUUUGGAGAAGGAAGUCAAUUUGGUCGUUACGGUCAUGGAUUAUGACUUAGUUGGGGCUAAUGAUGAAAUUGGACAUGCAAUUGUUGGUAAUCUUGGUGGAGAUUCGGGAAUGAAGCAAUGGCAUGACGUCAUUCAUCAUCCGGAACAACCGAUUGCUGUCUGGCAUAAGCUAUCACCAAGAUGGUAA